GGCGACUCAAGCACUCGACUUGCGGAGUGGACAUAUGAUAUAAAUCACACAUUGACAUUUGACGGUCGUGAGGUGAAGCUCAGCGUUCCUACUUCUGAAAUCUACGUAGACAGAGCUGUAUGCCGUAUGCUUUCAACUGUAACACUGUUUGUUAUUUGUACACUCUAUAACCUGUUUGAAUGUAAAAAUAGUGCACUCGGAUUCUGGACCGUUAACCAGCUCAUGCCCGCACCACUAAAAACAAAGAUCCCACCAUGUUCAGAUGAACACAUGGGUUUGUAUUGUAGCACACCUGGCAUACAAGUGGAAUAGAAAGUGCUAUGUGAACAGCCGGCACUGUGUAAGCUCAUAGGCAGACGCUCCGUCAUACAUCAAGUUAUGAAGGUUACAACCACGAGGGUCUCACUCAUAAAAAGCAAUCUUCCGCCUAUGUGACUUCAAUCGUGUAUGUCAUCGGCACAUCUAUCUACACCACACCAACUAACCCAUUACGAUGCCUGCGUUGAUCAGGCAAGCAUGAGUGUUGCAGUUGACUCGUACGAAGUAUGCGAAUCUAGGCUUCGCAUAUGGACUGAUAGAUUGAAAGUGCUACAGAAACAACACUGUCAGCGUGGCGUUUCUCUCAGCGAUGAGUAUUCC
Sphaeroforma arctica JP610 is the source of this 639-nucleotide messenger RNA. RefSeq lists its product as hypothetical. The transcript has a single exon. Lineage: Eukaryota; Ichthyosporea; Ichthyophonida. The record is from RefSeq and is a predicted model, not a curated record. The annotation marks the transcript as partial.